AACAGGAUGUUACAUGUUGAUGUUCGCUUUCGCUUUUCACACUACAACGCAGUUUAAGAUACUGUGUGCAGCUUUUGAAGACGUCGAUUUAUUCGUGCAGAGACUACACAACUCCGGGCGUGGACGACGACGGAAUACAAUGGAGCACUCGACAGAUGUGGAUCUGUCUACGGAAGAUGGUAAUUACAACUACGUUUCCGGAUCUGAAAACGCAGAAAUGCCACAUGAAGGUAAUUUUCAGGGACACAUUUCAGGAUCGCUAGGGCCACAGUACAGUGUUGUGCCCGGCAGAAGAGAUAAGGCAUUUGAUCUGAGAUAUCCUAAUGAUUUUAAUAUAACGAAAAGCCCUCGAUGGAACACUGAAGAAAACCCUGAGACCUCGGACAUCGAGAAGUGUGAAUAUUCUCUGCUGCAGUAUUUGAUUGAGUGCAUUCAAUUUCAUCAGGCCCUUAUCAAGUUUUCAAAAGACAUGAAUAAAUUCCUGAGUCCAGUCAUUCUCAUCUUCUUUGUCUUCAGCGAGGCUAUGAUGUGUUUAUCUACUUUCCAAUUAGCGUUGGGUCAGGCUGAUGAGCGCAGUUUCAAGUUCUUCACCAGCGUUAUACUGGCCUUCAUCUGGCCACUGGUAGUAUGCACGUACGGCGAUGAACUCAUGCAGCAGAGCGCUGCCGUGAGCCGGGCGGCCUUCGGGUGCCAGUGGUACGACCGAUCACCCAGCUUCAACAGACUCCUGAGGACUGUCAUUAUGCGGGCUCAGAAACCCGUGAUACUCACCGCUGGAAGGUUCUACGUCGUGUCGCUGGCAACUUUCGCUGAUAUAGGAAACAAAGUGUACGCCUACUUUACACUCCUGAAACGGAUGAACGAGAAGUGAAGUCAUGGAAAGACAAGAAAGACAAUGUUAAAGAACUAGCCGUAUAAUAAAACAUUCCUGAGAAUCGAAACAAAAGUAAAUCACCUGUUAACUUCUCCGACACUCCUGCACGAACGCCAACAUUUCGCAACAAAGUUUUGCUUCACAUACACCACAUGAGUCUGUUCACUAUGCAAUGUUAUAAAUAUAAAUGACUAGAUAUUAUUGCACGCGGAAUAUUCAGAAAUAAAGGCCACGGAACUGUAUUUGAAAAAGUAACUUGCAACGUGUGUGUUACUCGAUUAAUUUGUACUACUCACCAAAUAUUAUUACAUUGGUAAAAUCAAGGUGGA
Zootermopsis nevadensis is the source of this 1203-nucleotide messenger RNA. RefSeq lists its product as uncharacterized. Gene Ontology annotation, molecular function: olfactory receptor activity; odorant binding. Gene Ontology annotation, biological process: detection of chemical stimulus involved in sensory perception of smell; sensory perception of smell. The record is from RefSeq and is a predicted model, not a curated record. Gene Ontology annotation, cellular component: plasma membrane. NCBI's taxonomy places the organism in Eukaryota, Metazoa, Arthropoda, Insecta, Blattodea, Termopsidae.